Messenger RNA from Electrophorus electricus (electric eel), 1947 nucleotides. RefSeq names its product serine and arginine rich splicing factor 1a (gene srsf1a). Lineage: Eukaryota; Metazoa; Chordata; Actinopteri; Gymnotiformes; Gymnotidae. Gene Ontology annotation, cellular component: nucleus; cytoplasm. The record is from RefSeq and is a predicted model, not a curated record. Gene Ontology annotation, molecular function: mRNA binding.
GCCAGCAAAGCGCGGUUCCCGAAGAGGAAGCGAAAGCUCAUAGUUGCUCGCGAGCGCAAGGCCACGCGCCUGUUGUAUGAUCACUGGACAAAAGCAGCGAGGUUUUCGCGCCGCGCCGCAUCUGCCGUGAGGGCCAGUACUCUGGUGAGUGGCGUCCGCUCACAAACACCACUCGCUGCGUAGCGCUUGAAGGUGGGCGACAGAAGCGUUUCUUUUACCUCAGAAAGCGCUCGCCUCUGUUCGGCCAUGUCUGCGGGAGUGAUCCGAGGCCCCGCCGGGAGCAACGACUGUCGCAUCUACGUGGGGAACCUCCCGCCCGACAUUCGCACCAAGGACGUCGAGGACGUGUUCUACAAGUACGGCGCGAUCCGAGACAUCGACCUGAAGAACCGGCGGGGCGGGCCUCCGUUCGCCUUCGUCGAGUUCGAAGACCCCAGGGAUGCAGAAGAUGCCGUUUAUGCGCGUGAUGGCUACGACUACGAUGGUUAUCGGCUGCGAGUGGAGUUUCCCAGAAGUGGACGCGGUAUGGGAAGAGGGGGCUUCGGAGGACCCGGGGCCCUCAGGGGCAGAUACGGACCCCCGUCCAGACGCUCUGAAUACAGAGUGAUUGUUUCGGGGCUUCCACCAAGUGGCAGCUGGCAGGACCUGAAGGAUCACAUGCGUGAAGCAGGUGACGUAUGUUACGCUGACGUUUUCCGGGAUGGGACCGGCGUGGUGGAGUUUGUGCGCAAAGAAGACAUGACCUAUGCUGUUCGAAAGCUGGAUAACACUAAGUUCCGAUCACACGAGGGGGAGACGGCGUACAUCCGUGUGAAAGUGGAUGGUCCACGCAGCCCCAGCUACGGGCGGUCAAGAUCCCGGAGCCGCAGCAGGAGCCGCAGUCGUAGUAACCGUAGUCGUAGUAACCGCAGCCGUAGUAACCGCAGCCGCAGCUACUCGCCACGGCGUGGCAGAGGGUCGCCGCAAUACUCUCCUCGUCACAGCCGCUCUCGCUCGCGGUCCUAACGCCCUCUGCUGGUGCCUCUUCGCCUGUGCUGCUUUGGUUUCUUCAACUCCCAUUUUUGGUGGAGCUGUUGACUUGUUUUUUGUUUUGGUUUUUAUUUUUAUAUACAAAUCCCCACUUUUCAUUGAAGUAUUGGUUUUAGUCUCUACUUCCCCAGUGAGAUUUGGUCUUCUGAAUGUUUAGCCGUCCUGCCACUUCUCAUCCCCCCCCAAUCUGGCGUCUUUUAAGAAUGUGUUUUAACGGACUGCUCAAACCCUCUUUCCCUUCUCACCUUUUCUUUUGUCCUUUUUUAAGAUACAAAAUGACUCGUUGACCAAACAAAAGGUUGCUUAAUGCCUCUCGCUAUUUUUGUAAGUGUCAUGAAUUGUUUCACGAUUGGGCUCAACACAUGUAUUUUACCAUGUCUUCCUACAGUCAUUUCAGAAAGAUGAUCUGACACUUUGUAAUAAAGAAUUGCUGAACCUGACUUGCAUACUGAAGUUAAGCAGUGCGACACUCCAUAAUAACAUUUAAUGCUUAUUUACCAGCUAUUUUAAUGGGUGUUUGUUGCCUUUCAGUCUCCUCAGCUGCUGUUACAACAGGCAGCUGUGCUCAGUCAAGUUUAGCUGUAUUGCUGUUCUGUAUGUUUACAUAGUAAUGUUGCCUUUGGGCCGGAUGAACUACAGUGAGCAGAUGAGGAGCAGUCAUUGGUGGUUUGAAAUGACGUUUCAAAGCGACAGAAAAUCCCACCAUGUGCAUGCAUUAUGGGAAAGACUUUGACGAGUGUUUCUAACUCUACCUCUUUGGUUUUGCUGGUAUUUUAAGGUUUGGGAUGGAGGACAGGCUCGGUGGAUGCCGGCUCAUUGGGAGCAGUUCAUGAUGAAGAUAGGAUAGGGAGACAUGGAGACAUGGAGCAGGAUCUAAUUCUCCAGGAUCGUAGGAUAAGAAGUGUUUGUUUCACGGGU